Molecule: messenger RNA, 879 nt
Organism: Dicrocoelium dendriticum
Lineage: Eukaryota; Metazoa; Platyhelminthes; Trematoda; Plagiorchiida; Dicrocoeliidae
Source: the annotation of a GenBank genome assembly
AUGGGCAAAAGGAUUCCCUCUUGUAAACACAGGCGAGCUGUUGAGAAACCGUCAAUACUGUUUCCUCCAUCCGAUCAGCCCACGGACGAGGUGCGCCAGUUUCCAACUGACACAGGACACACCAACUCGCAAACUUCGUCCACAGGGAUCCCCAGAGCUGCUGACCAGAGUAACCCGCAUACACGAUUGGAUCCAACAGAAAAUUUAGAAGAAUUCGUACUUCAGCCAGCCCCAAAAGGUACCACCGUUCGUUGCCGCAUCACUCGUGACAAACGUGGAGUGGACCCGGGGAUUUUUCCCACCUACUAUGUGCAUAUGGAACAGGAAGAUCGUAAAUACUUCCUGCUCGCUGCCCGCCGCCGCAAACGAUCCGCUACGAGCAAUUACAUCAUCUCUUGUGAUGCCACUGAUUUAUCACGAAGCGCCGCCAGUUUCGCCGGCAAGCUCCUAUCCAAUUUCGUGGGCACUCAGUUUGUCCUCUAUGGGGGUGGUGAGCGAGCCAACAGACGUCAUGAUGUACCGUCCUCUGGGCUACGUGCGCGUGCCAGCCUUCGAUCUACCGGGAGCAGUUGUGAAUUGACCGAGGAUGAGGAUGCACAGGAUGACUCCAAAGAGUUGGCUGCAAUCAUUUACCCUGAAAACCAUGGUGUAUUUGGAAAAGAGGUGGAGGGGAAUAUAUUAAAUAUUGGGGGGGGGGGGGGGGGGGUGGGGGGGGGGGGGGGGGGGGGGUGGGGGGGGGGGGGGGGGGGGGGGGGGGGGGGGGGGGGGGGGGGGGGGGGGGGGGGGGGGGGGGGGGGGGGGGGGGGGGGGGGGGUGUUCAUUGCAGGACGGUCGCCUCAAGCUUUCAGGAGUCACCAACACUGCAUAUUCCAUGUGUAG